AUGUCCGACCGCCGUGCUCCAAGGCGCAGUCGAUCGCGAUCGCCUUCGUCCUGGCGGCAACCCCAGAAUCGCCCCCGCAACGAACGAGACUACCGCGACCGGCAAGAUUCGAAUCAAGGAUGGGAGACUAGAAACUCGCGCGGCUCGGGCCCUUCUCGAGAUAUGCGCGACCAAGUGCGUCUCAACCAGAUACAAGAGGAUGAACAAGCGCGCGAGUGGGUAGCGCAAGAGGAUAUUUUUGUGCUCAAGCAAGCCAAGAAAAAGGCGGAGAUUCGAGUCAAGGAAGGGCGAGCAAAGCCCAUUGACUGGCUCACCGUUACGUUGCGUGUGAUCGAUCCGACUAGAGAUCCCCUCGACGAUGAGAUCGCCGAUUCAGAGUUGGACGUGGUAGAUCCUGAUGGUGUAUUUGAGGGAUUGUCGCAGUCACAGCUGGAAGACCUGGAGCACGACAUUGACACUUUCUUGAAAUUGGAGUCAAAUCAUCAGAAUCGAGACUUUUGGCAGACCAUGAAAAUUAUUUGUCGAGAUCGUCAGAAGACUUCGGCUCCCCAAGGGCGCGCACUAAGUUCGGUAGCGGCUGAUAUCAAUCGACUGUUGAGCCCCAAAUCAUAUGAACAAUUACAGACGCUGGAGGUGCAAGUCAAGAAGAAGUUGAACUCGAAUGAACCUAUUGACACGGACUACUGGGAGGAGCUUCUUCGCAGUUUGACAGUGUGGAAGGCACGAGCAAGAUUGCGAAAUGUCUACCAAGAUGUGAUCAACGAGCGUGUCCGCGAUCUCAGGAAUCAGCAAAAGGCAGAGGCAGAAGCCAUUCGACAGAAGCUCGCUCCGCUUGCACCCACAGUCCCUGUAGAUGAUUUGUCCCAGGUGUUUUCAGACUCGACCGAAUUCAAGGGCUUGGAUCCGGAUCCAUUACUUCACGUCCGUCAGGAGGACAAGGGGCUAGAAAUUAUGGACGAGAGCGCCUUUCUUCGUCAAGUUGCCCAAGAACGUCAAAAAAUAUUGCGUAUGGGAUUUGUUCCUCUGCGGCAGCGAGGCGCUGAGAGAACUGCCAUCAUCACGACUGGCGCGGCGUCUACGAGCGUGGCAACAUCGGGAGUGCCUGGUCGCUUCUCCGCCAUUCCCAAUGAUGAUUUCUCGCAGGCCACCAAGGCCCUCUACGAGAGGGAAUUGGCCAAGGGUGUCAGUGAAAAUGAAGAGAUCUUCACUAGCGAAGAAGCCGUGACUACGGCGUCCAAAUCGCAGUGGGCGGGUAAGUACCGCCCGCGAAAGCCACGGUACUUCAACCGAGUCCAGAUGGGAUAUGAAUGGAACAAGUACAAUCAAACCCACUAUGACCACGACAAUCCGCCACCUAAAGUGGUCCAGGGCUAUAAGUUCAACAUUUUCUACCCGGAUCUGAUCGACAAGACCAAAGCCCCAACGUAUCGCAUCGAACGAGAAGCCGGUCGGAAACGAGGGCAGUCCUUCGCCGAGGCAGGCGAAGAAGACACGUGCCUUAUUCGAUUCACGGCUGGGGCACCAUACGAGGACAUUGCCUUUCGCAUCGUGGAUAAGGAAUGGGACUACAGUGCGAAGCGUGAGCGAGGGUUUAAGAGUACUUUUGACAAGGAGCACUUGGGCAUUGAAGGGUAUUCUCCAGUUACAUUUCCAAUUCAAAAGAAUUUAUUACCGCAAAUGAGCCAGUCCAACAACUUCUGGGGAAAAGACAGCUUCGUCAAAGUGCCGACUUUGGUUGACGGCAGGUUGUCUCGAGGAGUUGUGGUCGCCAGAAAGAUUCUCGGCAUGCUGGGCAAUUUCUUGGACGGCGCUGACCGCUUGAUCUCAGCGGUCGUCGACCGGACUGAAUGA
Molecule: messenger RNA, 1851 nt
Organism: Penicillium oxalicum
Lineage: Eukaryota; Fungi; Ascomycota; Eurotiomycetes; Eurotiales; Aspergillaceae
Product: splicing factor cactin
Exons: 5
Coding region: 1-1851 (616 amino acids)
Biological process (GO): mRNA cis splicing, via spliceosome
Cellular component (GO): spliceosomal complex; cytoplasm
Molecular function (GO): protein binding
Source: RefSeq, a predicted model, not a curated record